Molecule: messenger RNA, 1788 nt
Organism: Fusarium redolens
Lineage: Eukaryota; Fungi; Ascomycota; Sordariomycetes; Hypocreales; Nectriaceae
Product: Alpha/Beta hydrolase protein
Exons: 2
Coding region: 1-1788 (595 amino acids)
Source: RefSeq, a predicted model, not a curated record
AUGGAUGCACCUUGCGCUAUUCCCGCGCGAAACUCGAGUCUUGCGAAGACGGGUCCGCAGAAGAGAUCAAGCGCGAGGAGGUCAAGACGGGAGGAUGGUACGACUAAUGAUGUGAUUCCAGAAGGCGAGGAACACAGAACUCGAGAUCGGGAGUCAAGUCGAAGAAAACAGAGUCAUUCUGGACAUGUUCAGUCGAGAUCAUCCACCAGAUCACCGGUUUAUGGUCUCAAGGAUGCAUCCCCAUCAAAGAGCACCAGCGUGGCGGGCAGAAGCUUCCUCGACGUCAAUGACGGCUUCAGCGACGAAGAUGAUGAGGGCGCGCCGUUUCCUGCUGUCGCUCAAGGUCGAAAGCGGGAUCAGAGCAGUGACCGCCACGAUCGAAGACGAUCUGGGCGACAGAGUCCAGCGCCAAAUGAGGCCAUCAAGGUUAAGCGCAGCAGCUCCCGACUAAAACGUCUAUCUGCACCACUGAAUCACAAAAUCGACGAACGAGCCCGCGAUUCACCAAGUCCCCAGCCAGUGCAGAGCCAUGCUCCAGCUGGAUACGAGCGUCCUCAAUCCGCCGACUCUGUCGAUGAUGCUGUCGAGUCUUAUUUAUGCUCACCACGUUUAUCGCAGAAGAUUCGACAUCCUCAAACAGGUCGCGUUAUAUCCUUCUCAGAAGUUGGGGAUUCUGAGGGUUCCGCAGUCUUUUGCUGCGUUGGAAUGGGAUUGACGAGAUAUAUCACCGCAUUUUAUGAUGAGCUGGCACUGACAUUAAAGCUGCGGCUUAUUACCCCGGAUCGACCGGGUGUUGGCGAUAGCGAGCCUUAUUCUGAUGGCACUGCUACGCCGCUGAGUUGGCCAGAUGAUGUUUAUGCUAUUUGUCAGACCCUGAAGAUCACAAAGUUCUCUAUCCUCGCUCACUCCGCCGGCGCCAUUUAUGCCCUCGCUACAGCACUUAGAAUGCCUCAACAUAUCCGCGGUCGAAUACACCUCCUCGCGCCAUGGAUCCCUCCCUCGCAAAUGAACGUCUUCGGCACCUCGCAAACCCUCCCUCCAACCAACGCUAUCCCGACCUCGCAACGAAUCCUCCGAGCCCUCCCGACGCCCAUCCUCAAGGCUGCAAAUAGCAGCUUCAUGACUGCGACGAGUAGUUCAAUUACAAGCUCAUUGCCGAAAACACCACGACGAGGAAAGCGAAAGAAUAAUGGCGGUCGAGACAGUACAGCAAGUACACGCAAUGUUACACCGAGCUUGGAUAAAGAGAACGUGUAUAACAAGUCACCCGGUCACGGCGACAUGGAAUUGGAACCUCCCAAUGCUUCCGAGAAUAUGGACAGAAUGAGCAUUCCACAAGGUACAAGAGGCGAUUCAGAUAUUAUCGCGGCAGCAGCCGAUGCCAUGGCAGAUAAGGAACGCCAAAUGACCUACGACCUCCGAUUAACACACGCCAUUUGGGAACUCGCCACAACAGGCGCAAAUCCAGCCGUCGAUCUCCUCGUCUGCCUCGAGCGUCGUCACACAAUUGGCUUUCGCUACGUCGAUAUCACAAGACCCGUCGUCAUCCACCACGGAAGUAGAGAUACCCGCGUCCCCGUCGAUAACGUAAAAUGGCUCGGCAAGACAAUGCGGCGCUGCGAAGUUCGUGUUCUUGAGGGUGAAGGGCACGGCUUGAUGGCUAGCGCGAGUGUAAUGGGCUCUGUGCUUAUGGAGAUGAGUAAAGAGUGGGAGGAUUGGAUGAAGGUUACUGGUGCAGAUGGGAGGAAAGAUCGUGAAAGGGGGCGACGAGGGACGCUCGUUCGAUAA